Messenger RNA from Xiphophorus couchianus (Monterrey platyfish), 2061 nucleotides. RefSeq names its product tripartite motif-containing protein 16-like. Lineage: Eukaryota; Metazoa; Chordata; Actinopteri; Cyprinodontiformes; Poeciliidae. The record is from RefSeq and is a predicted model, not a curated record. The transcript has a single exon. Bases 42 to 1712 code for a protein of 556 amino acids. Gene Ontology annotation, molecular function: zinc ion binding; protein binding.
UCAGGAAAUGAAACCAACAGUCGUUGCGGCUGAGAGGAGAAAUGGAGCAGCAGGCAGUUCAGCUCGACCGAGAAACCUUCUCCUGUCCGAUCUGUCUGGAUCUACUGAAGGAUCCAGUGACUACUUCCUGUGGACACAGCUACUGUAUGAACUGUAUUAAAUCCCACUGGGAUAAAGAGGAUCAGAAGAGGAUCCACAGCUGCCCUCAGUGCAGGGAGACAUUCACACUGAAGCCUGCACUAAAGAAGAACACCAUGCUAGCAGCUUUAGUGGAGCAGAUGAAGAAGACUGGACUCCAAGCUUCUCCUGCUGAUCACCGGCAUGCUGGACCUGAAGAUGUGCCCUGUGAUGUCUGCACUGGGAGAAAAUUAAAAGCCGUCAGGUCCUGUUUUGUCUGUCUGGCCUCUUACUGUGAGAAACACCUUCAGCCUCAUCAUGAUUCAGCUCCUUUAAAAAAACACAGGCUGGUGGAGCUGUCCGAGAACCUCCAGGAGAACAUCUGCUCUAAGCAUGACAAGGUGAUCGAUAUCUUCUGCCGCACUGAUCAGAAGUGUAUCUGUUAUCUCUGCUCUGUGGAUGAUCAUAAAGGUCAUGACACAGUGUCAGCUGCAGCAGAAAGAGCUGAGAGGCAGAGGGAGCUGGAGGAGAGACGAGGAAACAUCCAGCAGAGAAUCCAGGACAGAGAGAAAGAUGUGAAGCUGCUUCAACAGGAGGUGGAGGCCAUCAAUCGCUCUGCUGAUAAAACAGUGGAGGACAGUGAGAAGAUCUUCACUGAGCUGAUCCGUCUCCUCCAGAAAAGAAGUUCUGAUGUGAAGCAGCAGAUCAGAUCCCAGCAGGAAACUGAAGUGAGUCGCGUCAAAGAUGUUCAGGAGAAGCUGGAGCAGGAGAUCACUGAGCUGAAGAGGAAAGACGCUGAGCUGGAGCAGCUCUCACACACAGAGGAUCACAACCAGUUUCUCCUCAACUACCCCUCACUGCCAGCACUCAGUGAGUCUACACACUCAUCCAGCAUCAACAUCCGUCCUCUGAGACACUUUGAGGACGUGGCAGCAGCUGUGUCAGAGCUCAGAGAGAAACUACAGGACGUCCUGAGAGACUCAUGGACAAACAUCUCACUGAUGGUCACUGAGGUGGAUGUUCUACUGUCAGAACCAGAACCAAAGAGCAGAGCUGGAUUCUUGAAAUAUUCAUGUGAAAUCACUCUGGAUCCAAACACAGCUCACACAAUAUUGGUACUAUCACAGGGGAACAAGAAGGUGACAAGGAUGAAAAAACCUCAGUCUUAUUCUAGUCAUCCAGACAGAUUCACUGAUCGCUCUCAGGUUCUGAGUAGAGAGAGUCUGACUGGACGUUGUUACUGGGAGGUGGAGAAGAACAAGUCAUGGGUUUAUGUAGCGGUCGCUUACAAGAAUAUCAACAGAGCAGGAGAAGGAGAUGAAUGUUUAUUUGGAGGUGAUGACAAAUCUUGGGCUUUGGAUUGUCAAGAAAAGACUUAUAAACUGAUACACAAAAAAAUCAGAACCUCCAUCUCAGGUCCAGUUUCCUCCAGAGUCGGAGUGUACCUGGAUCACGGAGCAGGUGUUCUGUCUUUCUACAGCGUCUCUGAAACCAUGACUCUCCUCCACAGAGUCCAGACCACAUUCACUGAGCCGCUGCUGGCUGGAGUUUGGGUUGGCCCAGGAUCCUCUGCAGAGUUCUGCAAACCCAAAUAGAUUUUCUCUCUGAUUGUUGAUCAGGGUUCAUUGUUAUAACGUCUGAUGUUCUGUUCUUUAUUUUUCUGGUUUAAAUGUACAGGAGUCAAAGGAUAUCGCUACCGAUGUUUUCUUUCAUUUUAAUUUGAGAAAAAUUUCUCCUCAUGAAAAUCUAAACUUCCCCGGGCUAAUAAUUCUGCACUGAUAUUUGUACUGAUGUACUUAAAUGUUGAGUUUGUUUUAAUCAACUUGUCUUGAAAUUAAAUUAACUUGCUUCUGUUUUUUUGGUUGUGAUAGAAGAAAACGGAAACUAUUAACCUAGCCGCCUUCUUCUAAAUUCUUUAGAUUUAAAUUUUUAAAAAAAAAUGUC